AGAAACUUAAAAUGUCAGACCCACUAGAGGCUGUCUUUGAGCUGCUUCUGUUAUGAAUCAUAGAAAUACGAGAUUAUAGAUGUGGAAUGUAUAGCCUAUGGCCUUUGUUUUGUAUAAUAGCAUGGAGUUUAACACUUUGACUUGCAUCAAGCCCUUGAAAAGACGCAUGCCUGCUGAUUAUCUCACCAAUUAUUAACGUGCUGCUGACCUUGUUUGGCUUUAUUGCAGUUUUCACAAGAUGGGAAUGAAUGAGUCAGAAUUAUAAAUACUUGGCUUAUAUAGUGUACAUUCUUGUGUGUCUCUUUUUCCUCUGACUUCACGUUGCUUUAUAUAUACAAUAUGCUAAAGAUAAGCGAAAGAGGGAUAAUGAUCAAUCAGAACUGACACAGAGAUUCCUAGAGUAACCCAUUGAGAAGUUUCAAAGAUUCUAUUUUA
This is a messenger RNA of Moneuplotes crassus, 435 nucleotides long. The record is from the annotation of a GenBank genome assembly. NCBI's taxonomy places the organism in Eukaryota, Ciliophora, Spirotrichea, Euplotida, Euplotidae.